This is a messenger RNA of [Torrubiella] hemipterigena, 1792 nucleotides long. The record is from the annotation of a GenBank genome assembly. NCBI's taxonomy places the organism in Eukaryota, Fungi, Ascomycota, Sordariomycetes, Hypocreales, Clavicipitaceae.
GCAGAGCACCUUCAACAUCCAUCAACCUUAGUGUCGCAUUCGUCGAUUCUGAGACACCAAACGCAUCCCCCUCUUCCACGCCCUUCCAGCAUAUCCGAACUGUAGAUUUUCAUUGAAUCGUCGCCUCCAUACUCAAAUUUCACAUAUACCGAUUCGAUAAGCACCGCAGCGCCCUUGUCCGACUUUAGCAGCAAACAACCGUCAAUGCCUCCUCGUUUUGAUCGAGGUUGCUCGCCAUCGCGCGCAUCCAACCUGUUAAACUAAGGCCGCGAUCAUGGCCUUUCUCGAAGAUCCGCGCCUGCGGCAGCGCUGGAACCAAAUUACACACGAUGCGGAAGCCGCUACCGAAAACGCAGCCGCCGGGAUCUGGUCUCUCAAAGAACACUACAUCACUCCCUGCUUUGGCUACGUUACCGAUUCUUUCGAGCAAUGCACAACCGUUUGUUUCGGCGAUCCGGAAGAGCGCCGACGCAGACAGCGAGAGCGCGCGCUUGCAAUAGAACGAGCUGAGUUUGGCUUCGACUUUUACGACGACUGGUACGAUGAACACGAGCAAGGAGGCAGCUUCUUUGGUACAUGGGCCGGAGAAGACUGGGAUCGACUGCUUGCUGGAACCGGGAGCCAAAAGCAAAGGGCGCCUGGCGCCGAGACGACUGAUCAACCGAGACGGAAGCGUGGCAUGAGCUACGGCACACGAGGAAGCAGGCGCAAGAGCGGCCAACAGGACCCUACGAUUAUCCCUAGCACACAGCCCAUUGGAUUCCUUAGCAAAUUGCCCUGGAAGAUGGGUGGCACGCUACGGUACAAGCCGAGCGCUGCAGACUUGCAAGAUCACCCCGGAAAAAUCGACAACCCUGAGACGGAGCCGUUGCUGGGCUCAGACGACGAGUCCGACUAUGGAGAAUUGAUCAUGCCCAGACAAAGGAGCAAUACAAAUGGAUCGGGCGGCACUACGGACUCAUUCCGAUCGCGAGGCGAUUUAUUCCCGAGUGAUGGAGAGGGCGACGAAGACGCAGUAGCGCUAGACGACGACGUAACGUUUGACAUGGUUAGAAAGGAUGACCGCAGUACACGGAGCGACCGAACACGAAGCAGCAAAGGCAAGCGGCCUGUGGACCAAUUCGCAGGAUCACGCACCGUUUCAAGGACAACGCUUAACUCGAACUCAUCUUACGAAUCGUUGGCAAUGAAGCGGUCGACAUCAUCAUUGCUCGCUCGAACAUCCAGUGAACUCAUACCCACCAUGACAGACCUGCGGUUGGAAGAGCAGAGGGUCGCCGAAGAGGAGGAGGACGAGGUUAUAAUGAAAAGAGAGGCCGCGGCCGUAUUAGCUGCGGAACGUGGCCUCGACACCAAAGCGCCGCCCCCGCCGCCGCAAGCUGUGCAGCCAGACAAAUCCAACGUUGAGCCAGACGAAGAGUUUCCGAGGCUUCAGUUGCCUACACCGGCUUUGCAGAAUGAAGCUCCUGUCCGACAAAGCCGAUCAGCCGGCCGCCGAGUGUCUAUAAUGACAACACCCAAGCCGGCGCCCCAAGAGUCAACCGAAUUCUUUCCGGCGAGAUUACCGCACUUUGGCCAAUAAUUAGAAAGGAAAUAUAGAGACUUGCUUGCUUCAUGAUUGUAAUUACCGUUGCGGCACUCAGUUACUUUACACGGGCUGGGCUGGUGUAGAAAGGUAGUAGAGAGUUGUGUUUUGGCGUUUUGGGUUUGGCGCCGGGUUAUUUUGUACGAUAGACAGAUUUUAAUGAAUUGAACGACUUGAUAGAAUUGCCACCAUUUUUUUAUUCUUUCA